AGGGAUGGCAACUAAGAAACCAUGCGCGGAUUUAACAAAAAGGAGCCGAAGUCCCGUCGUGCUGGAAGCAGAGAUGUUCAGCGAAUUUCAGGACUGGUGUCUCCGGACUUACGGAGACUCGGGUAAAACAAAGACCGUGACGCGCCGAAAAUACAACAAAAUCAUGCAGACCCUGCUACAGAACGAGGAGUCGGACGGUGUCUAUGUCGACAACAGCCACAUCAACGCCAAAUUUAAAUUCUGGGUGAAGUCCAAAGGCUUUCAGGUCGGCAGCAACAUCUUGGGCGAGCACAACAAGAAAGAGCCAUCGGGGAAGCCCGUCCUGUACGUCCCUGUCAAGUCUACGUGUUCAGAUGGAGGGGCAGCCCAGGACAGCUCUUUGAAGCGGGUUGCUGUGGUGGAGGAUUUUUUUGAUAUCAUCUAUGCCAUGCACGUCGAGAUGGGGGCAGAUCCCGGACGAGCACCCAAACACGCCGGCCAGAAAAAGACCUAUAAGGCGAUUGCAGAGACCUACGCAUUUCUUCCACGUGAGGCGGUGACCCGUUUCUUGAUGAGCUGUGGAGAAUGCCAGAAAAGGAUGCACAUCAACCCCAGCACAGCGGAGUUCAAAGAGAACGACCGGCCCACCUCUCUGGUCCCAGACCUCAUCGAUUACAACAUGCCUCUGACUGCCACCUAUCUAAAACAGAUGAAACUACAGUGCAUGAACACCAAUGAGCAGGAUGAGAGUUCGGUAAGCAGUGAGGAUUUGGACAUGGCUGAGCCCGCGUGGGUCUCUACUGAGCGUGCUCCAGCCGCAGAGCCCAGCAGCCCCACCGCCCCAUACACAGAGAGGAUGCCUACACCCCCACAGCCCAGCAUUAAAGAGGAAGAAGAUGAUUCCUCUUCAGAGAAUGGCAGCACAGCUAACGGUCUGCCUGCACUGACUCCGCCUGGCGGUGCUGCCAUGGCGACAGGAGGAGUUCCUGCAUCUGAGGGGGUGGUUCCAUACGGAGAGGUGAAUGGUAAUGGUGCCGCAGCGCCGCUGGACUUCAGCACCACUUCAUCGUCCUCUUCCUCGCAGGAGGGACAGCAGCCUGUCAACCUGAGCGACAGACUCACGCUCGGAUCCUACACAUCUGACCCCAACAGAAAAUUCCCUGUCAAAACUGAGUACGGUAACAAGUCCCCUCAGUACAGCUCAGGAAGCUAUGACUCUGUGAAGACGGAACUGAGCACGUGCGGGGAGGACAUGACCCCGGGCCGCUCACAGGUCAUAGACGAUGAUGACGACGAUCACGAUGACCAUGACGACAGCGACAAGAUAAAUGACGCUGAGGGACUGGACCCUGAACGACUUAAAGCUUUUAAUAUGUUUGUGCGGUUGUUUGUGGAUGAGAACUUAGACCGGAUGGUUCCAAUCUCAAAGCAGCCCAAAGAGAAAAUCCAGGCAAUCAUCGAGUCCUGUAGCCGCCAGUUCCCAGAGUUCCAAGAACGUGCUCGCAAACGUAUCCGAACCUACCUCAAAUCCUGUCGCCGCAUGAAGAAGGGUGGCUUUGAGACACGGCCCACACCCCCUCACCUCACCUCCGCCAUGGCUGAGAACAUCCUUGCAGCAGCAUGUGAGAGCGAAACACGGAAUGCUGCUAAGAGGAUGCGCCUUGACAUCUAUCAGGCCCAUGAUGAGUCAGUUGCAGCAGACAAGCCAAACUCCAGAGAUCCAGCUGCUCUGGCGCACUCAGGCUUCACACUGGCCGCCUCGGCCUACUCCCAGGACCAACUCUACACCAAUGGUGGACUUAAUUACAGUUUCCGUGGAUACGGGACCAUUGGAAACAGCCUCCAAAACAAUGGCACAUCACAAACCAAUGGUCCCACUGAUCUCAGUAUGAAAUCUUUGGCGUCCAACAGCACUUCCUCCUCUAGUUCAAACAGUCAUGGUCAGGGUGGAGGGGGCGGAGGGGCAUCUGCCCAGCUCAGCCCGCCUGAGGUCACGGCUGUUCGGCAACUGAUUGCGGGUUACCGUGAGUCUGCGGCCUUCCUGCUCCGCUCUGCUGAUGAGCUUGAGAACCUCAUACUGCAGCAGAACUGAGAACUGCACACAGGCUGGUGCUGCCCAUCUCUCUCAUUAAUAUACACAUAAAUGCACAGGAAAGAUACAUGUAGCUAUGUGCACUUACAUACAUAUACACCUAAAGCCCAUAGGCGGAGUUUGACACCACUUAGGGGGAGCAAAAUGGGGGGAUCACAAGAAGCUGGAUCUGAAACGCAUAUACAGGGUACAAAACUAAGAACAUUUACCAGCCAUAAUAAUCUCAGGUUCACUGGCCAUGAACCUGUAUUUUAUUUAAAUGUAAAUUAUUUAUUAUUAUUAUUGCAUAUUUUCAGUAAAAAGCAAAGCACAGGUCAUUUUUUCACUUGCUGCACCAUAUAUUGGCCAAAUUUUAUAUGAAACGCUACCUCUCAUAAAAACUUUAAAGUAAUUAUGGGGCUCUUAGAUAAAAACCUUGAGGUCUUUCUUGCAGUGUAACCAUGAAUAACUGGUAACUUUAUUUGGAACGGCAACAUAAUACAUGGAUUUUAUUUGAAUAUUUUUUUCACUGUAGUAAAAUGUUAAAAUAAAGUCCAUGUAUUAUGUUACCAUUCUAAAUAAAAUUACCAGCCAAGUUUUACUUGCAUUUGGCACUUGGUAAGUAUUUAUUUUUGGCUGAUACUAUAUAAGGUGCUUUACACAGACUUGUUAAUGGACAUAGAGGGAAUAAAUGUACUCAAACAGAAAUGGCAGUCACUAGAAUCAAUGUUUAAGACAUUUGAAGUAUCUUGUUGAUUCUUGUGCACAAAGCAAACACAAUUUAUUGACACAGAACAAGAAAAAUUUAAUUUUGCCCACAACAAUAUAAUUAAUAAAAAGAUCAUAUAUUUAUUAAUAUAAUUUAUUAAACAAUUUAAUAUAAUUUAUUAAUGUAUUUAUGAAGAUAACUAUUUCGAAGCAAAGAUAAAACAGUUUCAGACACUUGAACCCCCCACAAACUCUGCCUAUGCUCUUUCUAUAAACCUACCUAUCACACAUUGCUCAUGACAGCUUUAUGUCCAUGAUAGUGUCUUUAUCAAAUUUCCUUACCUUAGAGUCCAGCGAGGCUUAAUCCUUUUCGGAGGGCUGAGAUGACUUGUUAAACGUUGUUUUAUGAUGAUAUGAUCAGAACACAAAGCAAAGGGUGUCUGUACUCACAGCAGCAUUGCAAGCGUCUUGCACAGAGCACAAUCACACAGUGAGAGCUAUCAGUCCCACCACAGAGAGUCCAGACUUUUGAGACACACACAAAAAAAAAAUUGCCGUAAAUUUAGGAGUGAUGCUCAAAACAUAAACAAAAUGAUGUCCUCUCCUGCCUAAAGUUUACACUAUGGCACAAAAUAUUACUGUCAGAUUAGAUUUCUAUAUGUCAACGGCAUCUUGUUUUAUAGAAUUUUAAAAGUUCCUCAGAUGUUUAAGUUGUUCUCUUACCAUAGACAUAUCCAUGCAGCAGCUUUGCUCCUGAUUUAGCCAUUUUAGAUAUAUAACAGAUCUAAGAGAAAAAGGGUUUCGUAAGAUCUCUCUUCUUCUGUUCAAUGCUAUUGAGGUUUGGGGAGAAGGUGCAAUGUAGAUGAUAAUCGUUAUAGUGUGUCAGUGUCUGAAAAUCCAUCAUUUUCAAUCAUAAACACAUUACCAGAUGUCUUUUGUUUAUAUAUAUAUAUAUAUAUAUAUAUAUAUAUAUUCCUCAUUCAAAUAUAAGAAAUUUCAUCCUAGCUUACACAUGCACACUUAAAAGUCUACUAAAAGAAACCGUGAUUAGUGAGUGCAAAAAAGAAGAUGCUGAAAUUCUAUUGGCUGGGAAUGUUGGACAUUAUGCAAAUGAAGCUGUGCUGAGUGGAAGCUUUGAACCCUUUCCUACAUGCUCAAUUGCCUUGGCAAACGUCCAUCCUCAGCACAUCCAUGCACUGUAGGAAAAUAUCUCACAGGAACACGAGUGACAUCGACCUCCCAGACAGGAGGGCCAUAGAUGGACUUGUUAAAAAAAAAAUCGAAAAAAAAAGAACAAGUACUGCAUUUCCCAUGCUGCAUUGCGUCGCAAACACAUUCUGUUAAGUUGUGAAUGCUGCUCUUUUUUUCUAACCUCAUGACUGAGACACUUUCAUCUUCACGGGGACCAAUCAAAACAGAGGGACUUAACAUCAUAUUGGCACACAUACUGUAUAUGCAUACUGAGUUUGAGAGAAAGGACCUAACAUUAGCAGAAGGGAAACAACAGUGACAUCCUUUACUUUCAGUCAGCAACACCCAAGAGCUUGAGAGGCAUUGAUUGGUGGACUAAGGUAGCAUCAUCCACAGGAACCGAGUGCAGAACACUGACGAUGCAUUGCCCCUCAAACACCAGCCUCACUCUUCCUCCUGCCUGCAUUUUCUCAUGUUCACAAAUGCCAUUGUUAAAAAACUGUAUUUAAAAAAAAAAGCAAAAGACAAUCCUGAACAAUUGUGACUUGAUCCCUCGGAAAACGGCAUAGCGUUGUGUGAGAUCUCACUCUGACUCUCUAGCCUUUAGUGGAGUGGUGACAAUACAGGGCCUUCAAGUCUUGUAGCCAUAGCUUGAACCGUGUCCUCACUCUGCAACAUGAUUAUGCGGAACAGAGCAUUUUCCUCUGUUUAGCUGCAAACAUUCUUUUUUUAUUAUCUGGAUAUAUUUAUUUCUGUCUUGCCAUUCCAAGAUUGUGCUUUAGUUGUUGUUUUGUGUUAACGUUUUUAUUUAGUAAAUGAAAUUCAAUUUUUGUUUUCUUUUCCUUUAAAAACUCCGGUUGUGGGACACUGACAGUCUGAAGGGAAUCAAUGUCACGAGUCUCAACAUUCCAAAUGUAAAACAUGCAUCUUAGGUUGGUCUCCAAAUGACUGAAUACGACAUCCAAAUGACGCAACUUCUAAAGAGAAAAACUCUAAGUUGUCUUCGACAGCUUAGUUUUGAUACAUGGCUCAAAGCCUGCUUAUUACCUCUUACUUGUUUCUCAUUGACAUAGAUUCAUUGAUGAACAGAUGAAACGAUACGUGCAGGAUCAUUAGUUAAUUUAUAUUCAGAUGUCACACUUUAUAAAUGAUUAAAUUGGUUAACAUAGUAGCACUUUACAAUCCGCGAAGGAAAAAUGUUUAUGGGAUGGAGCCUUAAAACCACCUAAAUGAUCCUAAAUUAUGAAAUGCAGCUGAUCAUUCUCAAGCCAUAAUGUUCUGUCUUUAUUUGCUCUGCAUUGUAAUUAUUUGUUCCAUGCAGGAGAAUGUGAACCCGUCAAGCAUUGCGCUUUAAGUUGAGAAAAGAAAAAUGUAUCUGGGCUUAUUCUAAUUUAUGGUGAUUGCAAGAAAGCGAGCAUUUGAAUUUACCUACACCAUAAAUAUGUUGGUGUAUUGAGAGUUCAAAGGUUGUACCAGGCCAUUGAUCUUUGUUUGCUCUGACUUUUUUGUUCCUUGUUUUGCACCUUUUUGUUUCUAAAAAACAUUAGAAGUGUAAGAUUUUUAGGAAGCUGUCUGGACAUCUGAGGCUGGUGAACACAUGAAAAGAAAAAGGAAAAGGCAAGAAAUUCUACAACUUUUAUUUUUAAACCGUGCAGCUAAACUCUGCAAUCAAAUGUGGUAACAACCAUUGCCUGUGAUAUAUUUUAAUUUUGUGGUGCUUUGUAAUCUUAUUAUGAUUAUGGUAUUUUAUUUGUUUUUACUCCUGUACUUACUAGAAACUGUAGACUGAAGCUCAGUUUCUCUUUGUAUACCAAUGUGAAGCUUUGUAUGAUUUCUUUCUGGUUUUUUGACUCAGUGGAAGUGUGUGAUGUUUACAUGUACAGAAUUUAAAAAUAAUUUUGUUGUUGCUUUCAUUUCUCUUGUUGUUGGUUUUGUUUGUCCUAGUAAAGCCCCGCCUAUCGUCCUGUUGUGACCCCACAAUGUGCUUUUUACUUUAAAUCAAAUCUGAAUGGAGGAGAACAUGGACAUGCUGAACUUAAACCACAGUAAAGGCCUUUGCACACUUUUGUGCAUCAAUCUCUGUAUAUUUAUUUUCUUAAGUUGUUGCUUUAAUCCAUGCAAAUGUGUUUUUUUUAAGACAAUUAAGAACAUUAUGUAAAUUGUGAGUUAUUAGCUAUGCUUUUGUUUUUUCCUUUGUCAAACUUCAGUUUCACCUCCAGUACAAAACGUUGUCUGUGUAAGGGCCUUUAGACGUGGUUGUCACUACUGUUGGUAGAUGCAGAGGACGAGAGAGAGGAGGGACUUAUCAUCAGCUCAAAGGGCACCACUAAUUUUCUUCUCCACAAAUGUGGGAGUAAAAUGCCCCCUUACAGUAGUCUCUUAGUUAUUUAUGGUUGUUCUAGAGAAAAAGCAAAAGACAAAACUCUUGAUGUCAUGUCAUUUUUUUUUAAAUAUUAUUGGGAAUAUAGAUAAGGGGCAUCGUGUUUGGGACGGGGCAGAUCCACCCAACUCAUAAACCAACUGACCUGUGCUCUUUGACCUCAGUCAGAAGCCUCUCAGUGAGUCAGAAAGCCAUUCCCCUUACACUGUUCUUAUGUACGGGACACAUGCAAACCUCAGGAACCCUUUGGACCGGUGUUAUUUUUUUUAACCAGGUCUGUACGUCUGUGCUGACGAGUCCUCCCUCUCUCCAAUAUCAACCCAGUUAUAUUGGAUUUGCUAUGUAUGUUUUGUUUUUGUUUGUUUUUUUUUUAUAUAUAUUUAUUGUGAUUUUAAAGUGAAUCCAGUACAUGUGGCUGAAUAUUUGAAUUCUUUAGAAAAGUGUUGAUAAACAUAAAUAUAUAUAUAAAUAUAUGUGAAGCGCCUAAAAGAUGGAGAAUAUGGCAGGUGAAAUUCAUUUCUGUUUGUUUAAUGUUAAAACAAAGAAAAGAAGAAAAAAAAUGAAAAAGCACAGGUGGGUGAAUUUCCUGCCUUUUACAUAUCACUUUGCCGAGAGACUCAUUCUAGGACAUUUUAAAGUUUUCGGUGUGGUGUCAUCGCUGUGGUCAGAGAAAGCACCUGCAACCCGAGUUGCUCUUUCCUCCAGAGCUGUCUGAAUAAAAUCUGUGAACUCACAUUGCAGUCUGCCUUUCUUUCAGUGGCCAUGAUCACUAAUUUCUUGUCCUAUGUCAACGGCAUGAAGAGCAGGUGUUUUUAGCUUAGUCUGUUUAUUUCCCUGAGCAGGAUGCACUGUAAAAAUUGAAGCACUUUUUGGAGUUCCUCAGCUCAUCGCCACACUGGUGUUACCAUUGGAGAAGCUCUAGACUGUUUAAUUGGAGCUUAAAACUUUUUCCUUACGAUGGCAUUACCGGAAGAACUGUGGAAGAGUCUUUAGAGUUCUUGCAGGAACUUUCACAGUUUUGAAAACUGCCCUUUUUGAAAAGAGCCUAGAAAUUCUCCUGAGGGUUCUGGUGGGUUUUUUUCCCCGCAAAGUGUUAAAAAACUGCAGCUUUUAUUAUUAUGCAAUGAAAAGAGGCUUCAUACUAUAGGCCUACUGCAUGCAAGUGUACAAAAUGAGAUAAUGUCAUCUACAAGGCAAAUUAGUAGCCUAUCCCAAUUUACCUAAAUUCAUUCUACAUAUUAAAUAAAAUCUAUAAUCUUGCUCACUUUUUG
This is a messenger RNA of Onychostoma macrolepis, 7600 nucleotides long. It is a transcript of the gene nol4la, whose product is annotated as nucleolar protein 4-like a. The coding region runs from base 5 to 2071 and encodes 688 amino acids. The record is from RefSeq and is a predicted model, not a curated record. The transcript has 11 exons. NCBI's taxonomy places the organism in Eukaryota, Metazoa, Chordata, Actinopteri, Cypriniformes, Cyprinidae.